AUGCCUGAGAGAGAUCUUGUUGCUUGGAACUCUCAACUAUCAGCACUUGCCCAAGCUGGGCAUUUGCAGGAGGCGAAGGACAUCUUCUCCAACAUGCCAGAAUUUGAUGCUCUGUCUUUUACGUCCAUGAUUCAGUGCUUUGGCCAGCACGGCCUUUUGGAAGAUGCCAAGUAUUUCUUCCUCGCGCUGCCUCACAAGGAUUUGGUUGCCUCCACGGUUUUGCUUGUCGUCUUGGCGGAAAGUGGCUGCUUUCACGAGGCAAAGAAUCUGUUUGAGUCGAUGGAGUGUAUCGAUGUGGUUUCAUGCGCAGUAAUCCUGUCCGCUUACGCAGAUCACGAGGACAGUAGCAUCGCGGAGGCUGAGCAAAUAUUUUACACCAUGCAGCGCCACAACGCGUUUGCUUGCACUGCAAUGCUGCGCUUGUAUUCUCGACGAGGGCGGACUCACGACGCCGAAGCCAUAUAUUUAGGUCUGCCUGAUCAAGGCGAGCAUUUAGUCCCGGCAACCGCUCUCAUUACAGCAUAUGCUUGCAACGGGCAUCUGGAAAAAGCAAAGAAACUCUUUGAUGGAAUGAAGGAGCGAAACGAGGUUACGUGGACUGCCAUGCUGACAGGAUAUGUAAACAACCACAGGCUAGAAGACGCCCUGUGUAUUUUUGAAAAAAUGCCAGGUCACGGCGAAAUACCACUGAUUGUGCUCGUGUCGGCAUAUGCCCGAACUGGACAUAUGCUUUUGGCUAAGAGAAUUUUUGACAACUCCAAUGAAAAGAGUGCUAUUGCUUUCAAUGCUUUCUUGUCUGGUUUUUCAUCAAAUUUGCAGUUACUGGAAGCUAAAAGUGUGUUCGAUUCAAUCCAAGAAAGAAACCAAUCUCCAUGGAGUGAAUGCUUUCUGCAUAUACCCAAAACGGGCAUCUGGAUAUGGCAAAUCGGAUAUUCUUAA
Messenger RNA from Selaginella moellendorffii, 939 nucleotides. RefSeq names its product pentatricopeptide repeat-containing protein At4g02750. Gene Ontology annotation, molecular function: protein binding. Bases 1 to 939 code for a protein of 312 amino acids. The record is from RefSeq and is a predicted model, not a curated record. The transcript has a single exon. Lineage: Eukaryota; Viridiplantae; Streptophyta; Lycopodiopsida; Selaginellales; Selaginellaceae.